Molecule: messenger RNA, 6539 nt
Organism: Notechis scutatus (mainland tiger snake)
Lineage: Eukaryota; Metazoa; Chordata; Lepidosauria; Squamata; Elapidae
Gene: KCNQ1
Product: potassium voltage-gated channel subfamily Q member 1
Biological process (GO): potassium ion transmembrane transport
Cellular component (GO): voltage-gated potassium channel complex; membrane
Molecular function (GO): voltage-gated potassium channel activity
Source: RefSeq, a predicted model, not a curated record
AUGUCUUCUUCUUCCUCCUCCAAGGCGUGGAGCUUGGGGCGCCUGUCCCUUUCCUCCAGGAAAGGCAGCCUGAAGCCCUCCGUCCUGGAGCUAGCCGAGAACGCCCCCAACGCCCACUACGCGCCGUUUUCCGUCUCCGCGCCCGCAGGAGCCCAGGGCGCGAAAGAGCCGCCGAGCAGCGGCGAACUAGCCGAGGCGGCCACGGUAGUGAUGAGCGCCGAUUUCCCGCGCCCGCCGAUCAGCUUGGACCCGCGCGUCUCCAUCUACAGCGUCCGCAGACCUCUGCUCAGCCGCAGCAACAUCCAAGGCCGGGUUUACAACUUCUUGGAAAGACCCACCGGCUGGAAGUGCUUCGUCUAUCACUUCACCGUUUUCCUCAUAGUGCUGGUCUGCCUUAUAUUCAGUGUGCUUUCCACGAUUGAUCAAUAUGCAGCUCUGGCUACAGGGACAUUAUUUUGGAUGGAAAUUGUAUUAGUGGUAUUUUUUGGAACUGAAUAUGUGGUUCGAUUGUGGUCUUCAGGAUGCCGCAGUAAAUAUGUUGGCUUCUGGGGAAGGCUUCGUUUUGCUAGAAAACCCAUUUCUAUCAUUGAUCUUAUUGUAGUUGUUGCCUCCAUGAUAGUACUAUGUGUUGGUUCAAAAGGUCAAGUUUUUGCCACCUCGGCUAUCAGAGGUAUCCGGUUUCUUCAGAUUCUGCGCAUGCUUCAUGUAGAUCGGCAGGGCGGCACAUGGAGACUGUUGGGAUCUGUAGUGUUCAUACAUAGACAGGAAUUGAUAACUACUCUGUAUAUUGGCUUUCUGGGCUUGAUUUUUUCUUCAUAUUUUGUGUACUUGGCUGAAAAAGAUGCUGUGAAUGACUCGGGCGAUCAUGAAUUUAGCAGCUAUGCUGAUGCACUUUGGUGGGGAGUAGUAACUGUUACAACCAUUGGUUAUGGAGACAAGGUGCCUCAAACGUGGAUAGGAAAAACUAUUGCAUCUUGCUUUUCUGUAUUUGCAAUAUCAUUUUUUGCCUUGCCUGCAGGAAUCCUUGGUUCUGGUUUUGCUCUGAAGGUACAACAGAAACAAAGGCAAAAGCAUUUCAACCGACAAAUUCCAGCAGCUGCUUCUCUCAUUCAGACAGCCUGGAGGUGCUACGCAUCAGAAAACCCAGAUUCUUCCACAUGGAAAAUAUAUAUUAAAAAGCCUUCCAGAAGUUAUCACUUGUUGUCUCCUAGUCCCAAGCCAAAGAAAAUAGCGAUGGUGUCGGUAAAAAAGAAGAAAACCAAAGCAGAAAAGGAUAAUGGAUCACUUUCUCCUGAUAAGAUUUUACCUGUUCCACAAAUCACAUUUGACCGUGUGUUGGAAGAUAGGAAAACUGAUAUUUUUCCUAUGGAUUCCUAUGAAAAUUCUGACCGACAGCAUUCCUGGACAUCCUUUACUACAGAGCAACCAUCUCCCAGUUCUCCAGUUAAAAGGAACUCUCCAUUUUUAGAGCCACAUACAGGAUCUUUCAUUAGAACAAACAGCUUUGCUGAUGAACUUGACCUGGAAGGGGAGACUUUGCUGACUCCAAUAACUCACAUCUCACAUUUGAAAGAACAUCACCGUUCUGCCAUUAAAGUGAUACGCCGUAUGCAGUAUUUUGUGGCAAAGAAAAAAUUCCAGCAAGCUAGAAAACCUUAUGAUGUACGUGAUGUGAUAGAACAAUAUUCUCAGGGUCAUCUCAACUUAAUGGUCCGAAUAAAAGAGCUUCAAAGAAGAUUGGACCAAUCUAUAGGGAAGCCAUCACUAUUUAUUUCUGUCUCAGAAAAAACUAAAGAUCGAGGGAAUAAUACAGUUGGUGCUCGGCUGAACAGAGUCGAAGACAAGGUAGUCCAGAUAGACCAGAAGCUGAAUCUCAUCACAGAUUUGCUGCACCGCCUGCUUUCCAGCCAGCAGGGAAACCAAGGCAGCACCAAAGCAUCUCCCAGGAAUGAUGUCAGCUCUAGCCUACUUUCCAGCAGCGCUCUCCCAACCUAUGAACAGCUAACCGUUCCAAAGGCACUGCAAGACAAUGGUUCCUGAUGCUGCGGAGAUCUGUUUCCUUUCAUUAAAUGGACACUCAAUAUUAUGAAUCUUGAUGAGGGCUGGGGAAUAAAUUUAAGCUCAGAAUCAGCCAUACAAGCAUUGACACGUUACUUUUAAGCUAAUUUUACUAUCCCCUUCUCUGUUGUUCCAAAGAGAAUAAUUCAGACAGCUACCAAACCUUGAAACCCACACUGUGUUGUUAUUCUUUAUGCAUGUGGUAACGCAUUCAUGAGCUCGAAUUUCUUUGUGUGUGCGUGCGUGUGUGUAAAUAAUUCUGCUACAAUCGAUCACAAUAUUAAAAGAGUGUAGGUAGUCCUCGGUUUACGACAAUUGGGACCAGAAUUUCCAUUGCUAAGGAAUAUGGUUGUUAUGUGAAUCAUGCCUGAUUUUACAACAUUUUGCCAUAGUUGUUAAGUGAAUAGUCACUGCAGUUCUUUAAGGGAAUCCUGCGGUCAUUAAGCAAAUCCAGUUUCCCCAUUGAAUUUGCUUGUCGGAAGCCAGGUGGAAAAGUCACAAAUGCGAUCCCAUGAUCCUAGGAAAUACAUGCUGGUUGCUAAGUGCCUGAAUCUUGGGUCACAUGACUAUGAGGAUGGUGCAAUGGCAAUAAGUGCAAAACUGGUCAUAAAUCACUUUUUUCAAUGCCGCUGUUAGUUCAAACAGACACUAAACAAAUGGUUGUAAGCCAAGGACUACCUGUAAUUGGUCCUGACAUUAGCAAAAAGACAGUUGGUGUAUGUGCCUAGAAUACUGUGCUGCUGCUGCUGCAAACAUCAUUCUGAAGUUGUGCACAACCACACACAAUUGAAAUAGUUUGAAAAUUCCACAACUUUGCUGGCAAAUUGCAUCCUUCAAUAAGAAUAAUACUUGAACUUAGUUAGAUCUGAAUUCUGUUUAUGACUCUGCUGAUAGUUAUAUAGUUUUUGCGCACUAGAUUCUAAAGGAGAAUGUACAUAAAUUGCCAUUCUAUGGACUGGCAAGAGUAUACACUGAAUACUGAAUCCUCCCACACUCCAUUUUCCUUGUUUAUUCUACACAAUAUUGUGAAACCUACCACAUUUAAAACAAAAAUCAGUGCUUUAAUCAAAAACUGUAUUGUUUGUAAAGAAAGAUUUCUUUUGUAUAAUAUUGUAAUGGAAUUGGGACAUUGAAAUAUUGAAUAGGAACUUUUUUAAAAAAUAGCAAUUAUAUUGCUGCCAAAUAAUUUAUAUUCUGUAGUAUUUAUUACUAUCCUGGGUAUAUUUGUCAGAAAGAGCUUUCAAAGCGCACAGCUUUGUGUAUUGAAGUGGGUUUAGUUUAUUUCUCAGUGUACAGCAAUAAGGUCUAGAAUAACUGGAUCUUGUUGAUUAGGAGUUUGAAAGUGAUGCUUUGGGGAAAUACAGCAGCUUUGAACUUUAUUUGAAAAUGUACUGCCAAGCCAGAUACACAUUCAUUUCUUUCUUUUUCUGGCACACUAAUACAUAAGGUCCAACAGUAAUUUGUGAAUAUUGUUCAUGCUAAGAUAUACAAGCUCUUGAGUUUGUUUGGUUAUUGCAGAGAAGUUCUACUUGCUCAAUGUGGAAAUGGCUCUGUGCUCAUCUGUUGGGGGUUCUUUCUUUAUAUCCAAGCUGUUAAACAAAUGGGAAGCAGGCACAUCUUAUAUUUCUGCAAAUCCUCUUCUGUUAAUACAGUUGGCUCUUUUGUAAAAAAAAAAAAUCCAUAUGCAGGAUGACAACAAGAGCUAUCCGUGUUCUUAUGCAGAGCAGAUGCUGGAAUUUAGCUCUCUGAAAAAUCUCACUUGAUAUUUAUUUUCUGUUUAAAACAGGUUUCUAGUUCCUUUGGGAAAGGAAAUUUAAAUUCUAUGGCCAGGUAGCAUCAGAAUCAUAGAUGGGAUGUUUAUAUUGCCUCUCUUCAUCUCAAGCAUAAAUUGGUGCUCAUACUCAGCUGUGAAUCACCAAGCACUAACUAACCUUCCUAUGAGCAUACAUAUUCCUAUUGGGAUUCAAAAAUCAAAACUGGAGAAAAGGGGGGGGCGACUUUCUAAUCCCAGGGGAGGAGAACAAUCAGAACUGUAUGAACUGAUGAUGAGUUCUACAAAUAUGUAUGUCUAAGUUUCAUUUGUAGUUUCCAUGAGGAAAAUGUUUCUCUGUCACAUAAAUACACAGCUUCAUGUUUUAGUGCAUAGGAAUUUGAAACUACAAUAUUCAGAAGAUACAAGUGUGAAAAAGUUGGGAUGACAACUAUAUCUAGGCUGAAAAAAUAUAGAUGGCAACAGCAACACAAAGACAGAAACAAUUCUAACACUUUAAAGCAGGGCUAACAAACUUGUGGCCCGCAGGCCAGAUGCAUCACGUGCUGGACACGCCCAUACCCAGUUCAGCGAAGAAAAAAAGUUGUGAUAUAUCACGUGCUGCCACUGUGACGAUGUGAGUUUGACACCCCUGCUUUAAAGCCUCUAAUCUGCUUGGAAGUUUGUGGCUCAGAUAUUGUCACUAUAGAUGUAUGUCCUGUUCCACUGAUGAUCCUUCAUCUCUCAGCCUUCUCUUAAUGGCAGAAAUCCUCUUCUAGCUUGAUAUUUCUGUGCAUUACUGAAUAUUACUGAAGAAGAAGCAUGGAAAGUGAGGUAUAGAAGUCUUUAAAGCCUAUCUAUUUGGUAGCAUUACCAUUUAUUCAUGAAAAUUAAAUCUAAACUGCUGUAUGAAGAAAAAAGUCAUAAAAUUCUAUGUCCAAGGACAGCAUGACAACCUGAAUGGUAUUAAAUAAUAACUGCACAAUUAUGGCUACAGAGCUGCCGAUAUCUAAAUGCUUUCCAAAAUGUAGUUCUUUAAAAGCCAGCUAUUAUUAUGACUUUUAUUUGGAGAUGUUAGUUUUCUUCUGAUUCACAUUGAUGCCACUUAGAAUUUGCUAUCUGUGCCUAUAAUGCUUACAUUGUUUCCUAUAUUACCAGCAUUUAAUGCUAAUUGGAAAUUUUUAGUUUUAGAAGGAACUCUUGCAUAGAAUAACAUUUUGAAUUUUUCCCUUAUAUGGAAAUGAAUAUUGAAGGAUGCAAGUAAAGGCGGAACUCAAUCAAAUUCCUUUUGCAGUAACUCCUGUCCUAAAAAUUAGAAAAUACUUAGAAUCUUAGAUAAUUUAAGCCUUUUAAGAAUCAAUGAUCUGAUAGCAAUUAUAUUUGUUUCAGAUAUUGGAGGGAAGAGGAAACAGGAAAGAAUUGUGAAGUACUUUCUCAGGUUUUUGUUCCAUAUAACUUUACACAAUUGGAGAUUUGAAAAGGGGACACCAUAACUGAAUAAUAACAUUGCACAAAGCCCAAACUGUAGCAGAUUUGACCAUCUGUUCCUGCUGCAUUUCAAUAUAAAUUCACAGAAAUAGCCAGGUCACCACUGCAAAUGUUUGUUACCAAAGCAUCUUCUGGUUUUAUGAAUUAGCGUGGAACACAUUCAGGAUCAGAGGAUGACUUUUUAUUAUUUAUAUGUCUCACUGAAAUGAAGAAACUGUAUAUGAUGUUUCUGCAAUGGUUUGUCUGAUGCUGCAACUUGUUUCCAACUGUGGCCAUGCAGAUGCUACUAAGAAUCCCACAAGGAGACCCAUUCUUUGUCAUGCACCCAAAUUACAUAUUUCAACUACCAGAAAACUGUAUUUAUUUCUUCUUGUUUGUCUAGUUGCCUUUUAAAACGUUCAAAAUAAGAGCAAUCAUUACUGCUGGUGGCAAAAAGUCCAGAACUGAUAAUUGUGGAAUCCAUGGCCAACAAAAGAACUUGACCUACUAAAAAGAAACCUGUCAGCCCAAAUUGUGCUCUUGAGCAAAUCUGAUCUAUUUCAGUGGGACUUGUGAAGCAGAAUUCCCAGACUGUGUCCUAUGACCCAAAUCUAUUGUGCUCUGGUACUCCAAACAGUCCCCAAAAAAUCCAUCACUGCCUGUGGCAAUACAGUCACUUUGCCUCAUUUGUGCACCAAAAUAUACACCUCAUAUCUCUUUGUUCUUGAUUGUACACAUUUCAUUAUCUUCUUCCAGAUAGGAAUGGAUCUUCUAAUCCUCCUUACGUGGAAUUUUAAAUAUAUUAGAAUUAUUUUUUCUUCCAGUGUACAGUACAUUUUUAAGGGUGUACAAACUUUUUAAAAAUGUAAAUGGGAAUUAUUUCAGGGCAUUAUAUUUUGUAAAAAAAUCAAAGGAGAACUGUUAAGAUUUUCAAUCUAUUUUUAAAAAAAUAAUGUUCACUGUUGUAAUUUUAAGCUGUUAAUUUCUUAAUAAAAUAUAGGACAGGAAUUGUACUUUCAUUUAGUCUGAAUUUCAUGCAAGAGUAAAUGAGUUUUUAAAACGGGAUAAGUAUCACAUAAAUGCAAUUGCAAUAUAAAUAACGGAGCAAAGAUUUAUUCUAUGUGUGUUUGAAGUGCUGCAAUAAACCAGCAACACAGUAUGUUGCAAUCCAAUAUAUGAUUCAUAUACUUUAUUGGAGAUGUCACUCAAAAGUAUCUGCAUUUUGCACCUUUUAUCCUAUUGACCCACUGGGGACAUUAGAUAU